Molecule: messenger RNA, 3018 nt
Organism: Lepisosteus oculatus (spotted gar)
Lineage: Eukaryota; Metazoa; Chordata; Actinopteri; Semionotiformes; Lepisosteidae
Product: tetraspanin-8-like
Cellular component (GO): plasma membrane
Source: RefSeq, a predicted model, not a curated record
ACCUUACUUGAGCUCAGAAAGGUUUCAAGAGUGCUACAGUAUUUUGUCUCCAAAAACAGUUCCAACUUACCCAAACAAAAAUGGCAAAAGUGAACUCCUGCUUGAGAGGACUGUUCAUCUUCAUUAAUAUAUUAAUGCUGGUUGCUGGGUGUACUUGUAUUUGGUUUGUACUGAGGCAAGUGACAUCUAAAAACAAUGUUGAGUCUGCAGAUAUAGCACAUAUGAAAACUGGGUUUAUUAUUGGAGGAGUGGUCACUGCCUUUCUUGGGUGUCUCGGAUUCUAUGGUGCCAAAUUAGAGAACAAACGUAUUCUGAAAGUGUAUUUUUUUGGAGUGGCUGUCUGUGUUAUAGCUCUUCUAGUUAUAGGAUUUUUAUUUGCUUCACAAAGGAAUCAGGCUUUUAAUUUGUUAAAGACUGAAUUUGAAAAGCAUCUUCCACUGUAUAAAAAAGGAUCAGAGAUGAGAGAUAUGGUGGAGGAAUUGCAGAAGAGUAGUGAAUGUUGUGGUCUUGUUAAUGGUUAUCAAGACUGGGGAGGGCAUAUUCCUGAGUCAUGUUACUGCAAGAGUUGGAAUUCAGACUGUGUUGCUAUAUUGGGUUCUUCAAACAAGGUAUAUAAAAAGCCUUGUAUCAAUGUCCUGUAUGGAUUUAUGGAGACUGGCUUCAAUUUCAUCCUUGGAAUUAGCUUUGGAUUUGCAGCUGUUGGGUUUGUUGUGAUGGCACUAUCGAUGGCCAUGAUCUGCCAGCUGAAGGAAGAAUCUACCUUUGCAAUGAAUGAGCUUCGUUCAAUGGCGUAGAACUUCAGAAUCCUGGCAUUUUAUAUAGUGUAAAAGAUUAGUCAAACCUCUUUUCAAGCUUUAUCUUUCAUGGAUGCUUACCUUUGUGUUUUUUGUUUUAUUGUUAUAUGUCACAAUGAAUGUGUUAUCAUGAGAAGCCAAUUGCUUCUGUGUGCUGUAGGUGUAGCACUUUAUGAGAAAGGAAUGGCAUGAAAUGCAAAUUCUAUGAAAAUGUUUCUUUGUAUUAACUGAUUCGGGCAUCACACCUAUUGUUUGACAAGCUUAGCUGACUUUUUGAUUCUCUCAGACAGAUGGACAUCACAAAAUGGACUCUGUUAAUGUUCAAAAUAUUCCUAAACCACUUUUGACCUUCUGUCCUUGUCAUUGUGUUUAUUGACAUUUAUGGUGAGACAUGACGUUAGCUGGCUCUGUGCUUGGAUUAUAAAAACACUUGACAAUUGUAUUUGAGAGUAAAGACAACAUUGAGUUUAUGUUCCUCCAUAUGGCUGUCAGAAAAAAACUUCAGAAUUUCUCUGUCUUAUGUUCUCUCAUCCCUACAUCUACAAUACCAUAUUGGAGUGGCACACUGAUGUGGUGUUUCACACCAGUGCUUUAGAGCUCCAUGGUUCUGGGUUAAGUGGCAUUUUAAAAGGUUUAUCGCUGGUACUCCUGAGGGUAAGAGUUAGGAAUCACAUGUCUGUUCUCCCCUCCAUUUCGUGCUUAGAUUUGAUAUAACAUUUAUUAUGAACGAUUCAGUGUUGGCACACAGGCCAAGUGAAACUGUUUUGGGAUUUACUGUAUAUUUUCAAUGCUCUUUGCUUUUUUCUUCAUUAAGUUAUGCCAGUUUGUGCUACUAGUACUUUUAGCUUUGUUUCACGUAUUUCAUAGAGGAUGUUUGAAAUGUUUUGUCAAAUCAAUACAUUCCUACUCUGGGCCUGGGCAUUCUUCCUCACCUUCCGGGACUGCUUGCCACAUGAGAUACUGAAAGACGCAGCCGUAAGAUUAGUCCGAGUUGGAGCAAGGUGGCAGUGCUCCAUGACAGCCUCCCUCCCUUGAAAAAGAACCAACCUUUUAUAUAGAUAAUUUUUUACACUCAUAAAUCUUUCUGUUAAACAUGAGGAGUGCAAUAAUAUAUGAGCAAAUGCAUAUUUCCAGUUAAAUGAAUGAAAAAAAAGUAAUUUUGUGCAAUGUUUUCAUCAUGGAAGUCUACCACUUGCUGACAUUUAAUUAUGGGUGAGAAAUUCGAUAAGGGAGGAUAAUAAAAUUACUUCUGAGAGAACAAAAAUAAGCUUUAUACAGUAGCAGUUACAUAAACAGGAGUGCGAGCUGAUGAUGAUGAUUGAUGAUGAUCAAACCCUCUGUAAUAUUGCUUUCCAUCACUGCCAUAAGCGUAUACUGUAGAUAAUGGGCAUCUCUUAAUUAAAAUGUUUUCUGCUUCUUCUGUAAUUUUAGCUCAACUCUUUGACUUUUUCAGGAUGUAAGUUGACUGAUCUCUGCAAAAAUCCAGAUUAUUCCAAAAUUGUAAAAUCCUUUUUUGCAUAUUUAGAGUACAUACUCUAAGUAUAUAAAAUGUAUAAAGGUCAGAGUCUAGCAAGUUAAAAAUAAGUCUUGAAUGUUGAGACGUACUGUAAAUCUCAAUAACAUAAAGAGAGUUACAAAAGAGAAGAAUCCAUUAGACACAUCCAGCUUGUGUGGAUGCCCAUAAUGAAUUGGUUUAGGCUAUCUGCUUCACUAAUGUGACUGAGCAGCUUUUUACAGACUCCAAUAUCUGAAUUCCAUUAUCCGUUUUAAACACAUUUCCCUUUAGUUUCUAUUUGUGUCCUCUGGGAUGUGUUUUUCACUGUGGAUCCUGGGGAAGUCCAUCAGGUUCUCAAAGAUUCUAAAUCCUGUACCUAGAUCAGCCUGCUCUGUUGAAAUCAGAUCCAGACAAGAUCCAACUCUUUUAGAUUGUAGGUGUAGGGUCUUAUUUUAGGUACAGGUAUGUACCUUAUCACUCUUUGUUGCCCUGAGUUUUUAAAUUGGAGAUGAGAACAAUAAUACAAUAUUUUAAAUUAGGUCUUAAAAAUUGCAAUUAUUGCUUCAUUUAAGUUAUGCACACCUAGCUAUACUGUAUAUUCCAACGCUUGUAUUUCCUGUUUCUAUUUUCCCAAACCCACCUAUUCUGUAACAAUGUAGUAUCUCAGUCUAUCUGGGUGUAUAGUAUUUGGGUCUUUAGUUUAUUGAAUAAAAAUAAUUAUUGCCAGUC